Solea solea (common sole) is the source of this 1076-nucleotide messenger RNA. It is a transcript of the gene mrpl54, whose product is annotated as mitochondrial ribosomal protein L54. The transcript has 3 exons. Lineage: Eukaryota; Metazoa; Chordata; Actinopteri; Pleuronectiformes; Soleidae. Gene Ontology annotation, molecular function: structural constituent of ribosome. The record is from RefSeq and is a predicted model, not a curated record. Bases 77 to 493 code for a protein of 138 amino acids. Gene Ontology annotation, cellular component: mitochondrial large ribosomal subunit.
GCGGAAGACGGAAGUCGUAAGAAGCUAUGAAUGUCAAACUAUAGCAUGGUUGAGUCCUGAGUAACCUAACAUAAACAUGUCUAGUUACAGUCUAUUUAGAAUAGUAGCGCUGACAAAAUGCAUCACAACCAGCCCUACAACGGCGCUUUGCAGGGUGAACGUGACAAACAGACUAAAGACACGUGGAUAUGCGAAGAAAGUCGUGGCCAAAGGAAAGGGUAAAGGUAUGGUCAAGGAGGAGCUGCAAGGUCCAGAAGUGUGUAAAGACACUGUCAAACUUACUUCUCAUGCAGUAGGGGCCAACAUCUUUAAACAAGGAGAUGACCCCAAACUGAAGCCUCCUGAGGAAUAUCCAGAGUGGUUGUUCCAGCUGAACCUGGGAGAGCCCAAGAAGCUGCCAGAGCUGGAGCCAGACACCUGGGAAUACUGGAAGCGUCUGAGGAAGGAAAACAUUUGGCGUUCCAACAGACUGCAAAAAGGGAAGACGUUUUGAACAAUCACUGGACUGCCAGUGGGCAGCUCUUGUCCUGGGCAGCCAUGUGCUUUGGACUCUAAUGAACUGAAUUUCUGUGACAUGUGACAUCGGCAUGUCCACAUCACAUGUCUAGUUCCUUAAUUAAAUAUUAUUAGACCCUUUACCACGUGCCAUUCAUCUAGUAGGUUGCCUGAAAACAUGCAGCACACACAGUCCUUUAUCUGCAUUGGCCUUCCGGGAACAGUGUUUGGAAGCUGAAAGCAUGAAACUCUUGCUGAUUUAGGCUUUUAAGUUCAAUGUGUUGUGACAUUGUAUUAUCAUCCAUCCUGAGUGAUGUGUUCACAUGUGGACAGUGCUAUGUACAGGUCAGAAAGUCCCCAAUUCAUCUUAGGGUCCAGGUCCACUCAUCAAAAAACACAUUCAGAUAAAGCUUGAGCUAAUUUCCUCCCACCUGUUGCAGUUUCAUACUAUUUUAACACUUCUCAGCACCACUAUGUUGAUGUAUUUAUAGCUAUAACUACACCAUUAACAUUUCCUUUUUUUUUGAGGGUGGACACAUCCGUACCUUCAGACUCAUUAAAGUUUUUUCCUGGAGGACAGA